UUUAAGAUGGCGAAGGCUGCGAAUUUGGUGAGUGAGGUGUUCUGGAGUGAAGAUCCGUCAGAUGAAGAACAGUCCAUGGUUUUUGUGCCAGGAUUGCUAAUGGAAGGAAACAUUAGACCUGAAUCAAAGGUGAAAAGUGAAACCCAAGAAGUUGGAGCCAAGCUUUCACUUCAAUCUAAUUCUGUUUUUGUAAAUCCCUUGAAGACCAAAUCCGGAAAGGUAUCCAUGCCAAACAAGGUCAAGGAAUUCAAAGGGACCAAGAGUGCAUCUUUGAAGGAUCUCUGCCCAGAGGACAAAAGGCGCAUUGCUAACUUAAUCAAAGAGCUUGCAAGAGUAAGUGAAGAGAAAGAAGAAACUGUGGAACGAUUAAAGGCAGAACAUGAAUCAUUUGAAAAGAAAAUCAGAGAACUGGAGGACCAGAAUGAACUCAUUGUCAUGGAACGGGAAGCGUUGCAACACCAGUAUGAAAAAUGCCAGGAACUCCUGAGUGUUUACCAAAACUGCCUCUCUGAGCAGAAAGAAAAAUUGAACCAGUGCUUUCCUGUAUCCUGGAACAAUAAGGAAAAGGUAUGUAGUGAGAAGAAUCCUCCUCAGCUGGUUUCUUCAGACCUAGGUGGCUCCUAUCUUGGAACUGUGCCUCCUUGUACCUUAAAUGCUUCUGGCAAAACUAAAAACGUGCUUGUUGGUCCAUCCUUUGCACCACAGCCUGACCUGGGCCUGUAUUUCCCAAACCAUAACUCUGUCCAUCAAAAUCAUCGUACUGAAAGUUUUCCAUCUCAAAAUGGUUGUGGUAAAAAAUCUGGCAAUACAGUUCAAGGAGAGCCAUUUGAAGACAGACAUUAUAACAUGAACAAACAGGUAGAUGUGGGUCCUGUGCAGGCCAGUACCUUUUGUGAUUCUGAUGUCGGUCAACCUUCUCACUGUGGAUGGUUGAGAAAUAGAGAGCUUGCCGAUGAAAAUCAAUCGACCAAUAUAAGAAAUGGGCAUUUAAAGCCAUUAAUUGAAUGCAACCCCUGCUCUGGAAUGUCUCAUGAUCCAGCAAUGAAUAAUCAGGAGGAAGUAACAGCUGAAGAAGUUAUAAAUGGAAAGAAGCUGCUUAUAGACCAAAAGCAGCAACUGAUCUGUCAGAAAAUGGAGCUGGAGCUGGAGAAAGAAAGACUGCAAAGAUUGCUCGCUCAGCGGGAGACCCUUUUCUUUCGAAAGCAACAGCAAUUACACGAGUCAAGGUUGGAUUACAGCAGGUAUUUGAGAUCAGAGGAUGAUCUUUUUCAUGGUAAUUUGCAACAUCAGGAAAGGAACAUCAAAGCAUCGAUAACAGAACCAUGGGAAAGAUUAAAUGCUGGAAACAAAGUUUUAGAACCUUUUAAUCCAGAAUUGGAUGCCUUUAGAUGUACAGCCUCUUUAUACCCUACUUGUGCUCAAAAUAGAGAAACAGGGACUCCACUUUUGAAAAAAGAUGUGGCUACUUCUCCCCUUCUAUUACUUACCAAAAAUGAAUCUGUCAGCACAGCAACAUCACCCUUUUGGGUUGAAUCAGCACGCAAUGAAGCCUCCCUUGUUCAUUUGGUGGAUGCAUUGAGUCCAAUUUCCUUACAAAAACAUAAUUUGCACAUCAAGGAAGGAAACAGAAAACCAAGGAGAAGCAGCGCAAUGCAAAGCAGAAAACAUCAAAAUCUUGCUAAGACUGGAACAGCUCCCACAGACAGUGGGGAUUCAGAUGAAGAACUUGAAGAAAGCAGAAUGUUGGAGGAUGUUUUUUUCAUUUAAGAAGGGGUGGGAUGAGGUGGAAUUGAACAUUCUCACUGACAUGAGUGAACCAUUAUGAUUUUUAAAUUCUUUUAACAAAACUGUGGAGUAUCCGAUUUAGUGUCCGAUUGGUGUGCAGCAUCCAAAAGUCCCUCUUUAACCUUUAAUGCUUUGGAGCAUUGUAGCAAAGUGUGCUUUGAUGGGUUAGUACAAAAUGUAAAGUGAUUAGCAAGCUAUGUAUGGAAUUCAUUAAAACUGAUAACUACAAUAUAUUUCCAGCAAUCUUUCUGUGGCAUAUUAUUUUUGAAGCUUUAAAAAAAUGAAUUGCCUUAACUAACCUUUUUGUUGCAUUUUUUUAUAUUUACUGGAAGUGUAUUUAUCUGAUACCUAUAGUACUCAUAUCAAGAAUACUCGUAAUGGCAAUCAACUUAUUGCAAAAACACUGAGAAAUCAUCUGGCAAGUUAUUAUUGAGAUGUGAGUUACUGCUGAAUAUCACUCAUAGGUUCUGUAGUGUCAAACAGUUUUAAAAUUGUUAUAAAAUCUGAAACAGCAGUCAAUUAAGUGUACUCUCUCUUCAUAUACUGCUACAGUUCUGUAGACAGCAACUGUGUGGUGUAGAAUUGUAGUUUGUGACAGGGUGCUUUUUUUUUCUGAGUUAAUGGUUGAAGAUAUGAAGGCAUUGUGGAAUGUCCAGACAUAAACCACUGUUGAAACAUAAUUCUGCAUAUCAUUUUUACAACUAACAAGAUACAGAAUCCAUAACCGAAAUAAUAGUGGUUAUCUAAAACUAGUUUAUUUUUAAAAUAAUUUUUUUCCCUCAGUCUGAGUUAAAGAUGUGGACAGUACACUUUUCUUAUUUGUGCACCUCCAGUCAGUAUAACUCAAUUAAAUACAACUUCUGAUACUGUUUCAGAAAUGUGUCUCAGCUGUUUCUUCAUUGAACUACUUUGACCUGUGAUCUUUAAUCGAGCACAAGUCAUCCUUUAGCUUCUGAGAAGGCGUUAAUUAAGAGCAGUCUUGUUUUUGGGCUAUUGGGAACUAGGAAUUAUGUGGAAAAAGCUCCCUACAUUAAUUUUACAAUUUGCUUGUUUACAGCAAUAGAGAUCUCAUAGUUUGGGCUGGAGUUGAAAGAUGAAGUUUUAACCCUGCUGAUUUGAUUGCUCAAAAUUAGUUUAUCAGUUUAUUUAUGCAAUGUUGGAAUUAUUGAGUUAUAUGCAGGUUAAAAACCUGCGUGACUCAACUCAGAAGUUGGUAUAUAUCUUUAAAGCAGUAAACAUGUUUACCUAUAUUCUCAAGAGAAGUUUAAGUGUCAAAUACCUCAUUUAUCUCGUGCUGAGACAGAUGAACAUCUAAAAUGAAAUGGUAUUUUAAAGAUAACUAGUAUAUAGUGGUAUGAGGACCAUUUUUAACACAGGCCUAUACCAAUGCUGAGCAGCUGACCAGAAGUCAGGAUAUCAGCCGCUGAGAGUAAGUAAAUGAUGACAAAAGAUGGGGCUGUGAAUUGAAUGUUUAUCAGCCAAGUUAAGAUAAAUUGAAUGUAAUUGUUAUGUUAUUGCAGGCCAACUGACCCCACAUGCAUUCUUGCAUUAGUUAAUAUGUGAAUUUAAUAAUGGUAAAUGUUUUAAGAUUGUACAGUGUACAGAACAUUAAUUUAAAUGUCAAUUUUCAAAAGUAUCUUUAUUUCACCAGUUAUAAGUUACUAUAUUAAAUAUUUUUGU
This is a messenger RNA of Hemiscyllium ocellatum (epaulette shark), 3465 nucleotides long. Its product is annotated as KIAA1328 ortholog. The transcript has 10 exons. NCBI's taxonomy places the organism in Eukaryota, Metazoa, Chordata, Chondrichthyes, Orectolobiformes, Hemiscylliidae. The record is from RefSeq and is a predicted model, not a curated record. Bases 7 to 1767 code for a protein of 586 amino acids.